GCGGCGUGGAGGGGCGUCAUCUGCACCAUGAGGCGCACGUUGCGCGUGCGGUGCUUGAGGAAGAAGCGCACGCCGUUCUCCCCUCGCUGCCUCUCCUGCACCCGUGGCGCGGCACAUGGGCCAGCAUUGGGUAGGAUGGCGUGUAGCGUAUCGGAGAGCAGCGCACGGAGAACACGAAAUGAGUUGGAAAGAUGAGGGAGGCAGUGAAGGGAAGGGAGCAGCAAGCAGACAGCACGAGCAACAGGGAGGCCAGCAGGGAGGCAGUAGGGAGGCAGCACGAGCAGCAGGGGGGCAGCACGAGGUCACCUGGCGAAUGAGAGCGGGCAGCUGCGAGGGGUGGAAGGGCGGGUGCCAGUGGAAGCCCAUGGCCUCCGGGCACUGCCAUAUGCGCGCACCGCACUGCCGCAGCCGCUCUGAGGAGCACAACCAGGGGGUCCUCCCAUCCGUAGCUGCUGAACUCCGCAUCAAACGGCCCCCUCUGCUGCCACUGCUGCUUCGCCGCUCCACACCUGUCACCAUCCCGCCCUCCCCCUCCUGCAUCCACUCCCUGCGCUUUCCUAUCCGCAUGCUUGCCCCCAGCCCUCUCCUCUACUCCGCUGCGCACAUCAAUCGAGGUGUUGGGGGAGGAGGAGGGGGGGUUGGCAGUGGUGGUGGCAGCAGUGGAGGGGGGGGUGAGGCGGAGAGUGGCGGCGGCCAGCAUGCGGCGCGAGAUGGCAACAUUGCCCGUGGCAAAGAACGCGGCGGAGUAGUCCUGCGCGCACACGGGAGGGAGAAGCCAUGGGAAGGCGUGAGGAAGAGGGAAGGCACGAGGCAUAGGGGGUGUGCCCACCCCUCUCUCCCUCCAUCACCACAUGAUGCUGCUCACUCCCAGCACCCUUGCUGAAAGGUGAAUGAAAGAGGGCGGAGCGGGGGGUUGGGGGGAUUGUGAAAGCAAAGCCCUAGGUACAAUAAGCACUGGUUUAAGGGAGACCAGGGGUGCAAACAGAGAAGAGGGAGAUAGGGACGACAGGGAGCCUGUGUGGAAGGAACGGCGCAGAGGGAUGUCAGUGAGGGUGGAAAGGUGGACCUUGCUUGCGAUCCUGACAUCCUGUCUUAAUGUGCCCAUCAUGCUCUCUAACCCUUGCCUCUCUCUCUGCCCACCUUGCCCGUUCUUCCUUGCUUCUCUCUCUGCCUACCUUGCUCUCUCUACCUUGCCCUUUUCUCUACGAACCUUGCUCUCUCUACCUUGCCUAUAUUUCUGCCCCCCUUGCUCUAUCUGUUAACGUAGAAACGAAUGAUUACUA
Molecule: messenger RNA, 1283 nt
Organism: Closterium sp. NIES-67
Lineage: Eukaryota; Viridiplantae; Streptophyta; Zygnematophyceae; Desmidiales; Closteriaceae
Source: the annotation of a GenBank genome assembly